GCAGCACUCACAGCAGAUUCAGGUUUCAGUAUAGUGCGUGCGCGCGCGUGUGUGCCAGUGUUCUUGAUGGUCGGAUGGUGGCUGGAGGAGGAAAAGCGUGUUUACACAGACGGGCCGAGCACCUGGGGAAUAGAGCACGGCGAGAGGAAGUGAGCCGGCUCGCUGUCUGCCUGCACCAACUUCCUGCUCAGAGAGAGAGAGCGAGAGUGAAAGAGAGAGAGAGAGAGAGAGAGAGAGAAAACAGUCGGGAUCCCAUUACAGUCCGACUGAGAGCUGCCGAGACGGCCGACAGCAUGGAAAAACAGCGCAUUAUACGGAAUUCCUUUUAAUAACGUGAAAAGGGACCCCAAAAAGCCUGACCAUUACGCACAAGAUAUGGAGAGUGCAAUCACACUGUGGCAGUUUCUGCUGCAGCUACUGCUGGACCAGAGCCAUAAGCACCUGAUUUGCUGGACGUCCAACGACGGCGAGUUCAAGCUGCUCAAAUCGGAAGAAGUUGCCAAACUCUGGGGCCUACGCAAGAACAAGACCAACAUGAACUACGACAAACUUAGCCGAGCACUACGCUACUACUAUGACAAGAACAUCAUAAAGAAGGUGAUUGGCCAGAAGUUUGUAUACAAGUUUGUUUCAUUCCCUGAUAUACUGAAGAUGGAUCCCCAAGCGGUGGAGUUCGGUCGGGAUGGGGGUCACGUUACAGGGGGCGUCAUGUUACAGGAGGUGGAGUCAGAUUGCGGUGAGGGGGAGGAGUCUCCAAAGCUGUCACUGUCAUCGCUGAGAAGCCCCGCCUGCAGGAACGAGUAUCUCCACUCUGGUCUAUACUCAUCCUUCACAGUCAGUUCCCUCCAAAGCCCGCCUCCACUUCUGCGUCCGAUCAAAGUCGAGAAUCAGCGAGGGGGUGAACGAGGGGAAGAAGGACAAACGGUGAUUCGCUUUGUCACUAAUCGAUCAGAAAAAGUCGUUCCCCUGGCUUCCUCGCCACCACCUGUGUCCACAGAGGUUUUCUUUGCUUCAAAAACCUCCCCUUGCUCGUCCCGUAGCCCCUCCCCCUCUUAUAGCCCGGUCUAUACGCUGCGGCAAGAGCGGAGUCCGGGGGCUCGCAUAGACGAAUCAGAGCAGAGCGCUCAGCCUCUAAAUUUAUCAUCCGGCCACAGGGAGCGAGCGCAGAAUCAGGCCACACCCCCUGAGAGGAGGACUGGUAGCAACAGACUGCCUCCCAAAGCUCGGAAACCCAAAGGGCUGGAAAUCUCCGCCCCUUCCAUACUGCUUUCAGGAAGUGACUUGGGCUCCAUCGCCCUCAACAGCCCAGCACUGCCCUCAGGGUCACUUACACCAGCCUUUUUCACUGCACAGACUCCCUCUGGUUUGCUGUUGACGCCCAGUCCUCUCCUGUCCUCCAUUCAUUUCUGGAGCAGCCUGAGCCCCGUGGCCCCUCUCAGCCCCGCCAGGCUACAGGGCCACGGGUCACUCUUUCAGUUCCCCAACCUGCUGAACGGGCCGCUCCCGGUACCCCUCCCCAACCUGGAUUCCUCUUCAUCCUCCUCCUCCUCCUCCUCACUCCUCCUGUCCUCCAGCGCCCAGAAAUCCUGAUUUCUGAACACUUCACAUAUCCCCUCCCCAGAAUUAUACCUUUGCUCUUACACUAAGAAGGAAUUAUGGACCUUCAUGUCUUUUUGAGCCAGACUGCACUUCACCCCCUUGUGGCCACCUUCACAUACAGCACCCUUCAGUUCUGUUCAAUUUUGGACCAGCAAACUGUGUGUUUUCUUCUGUAACUCAGGCUGCAAUCCAAACAGCUCACCAAAAUUCCUCUGCAAGCUCUUAAAACAGGGAAUUAUGAUGAGGUAAUGCCAAAGAACAUGAAGUGUCCUUUUGAGAAGAUGGUGAGUCAUUGGAAACCGAGCCUAGAGAAUCUGUAUCCUGGAGAACAUGUUCAAGACCUGCCUUUUUUGGCAAGCUGUUUGUCAGAAUCUCAAUUUCAGAUGGAGACAAACGAUGCUGGACUACGUAAAACACGUUCAAAACAGCGUAGAUUUUCUGUACCUCCUCUGAAGGAAAACUUCAGCGUUCCCCUCCUGUUCUCCAUUCCUAAGGUGCUUCAACUGGAAAGAUCUCCCGUGUUGUUGACCAGUUCAGAAAGAGGAAACGUUUAAACCAUAUUAAAGGAAUCUCAUUAGCAUUUAAGUUUAUUUUUGAUCUUUCCUAGGCUGUGAACCGGGUUUCUGUUCGUUUGUUGUUUGUCUGGUAUUGUAUAAAUUGCGUUGUAUGCACUGUGCUUCAAAUGUACUACCGGCUGUGCCUUUUUUGUGCGUGUAAGAAUUGUGUAUUUGUAUUAUUUUCCUGCUUAAAUACGUUUUUGUAACAGACGAAAUUCCAUUUCAAUAUUGGAAAGAAGAGCUUUGUAAUAGCUUAGGGUUUUUUUCAUUAAUGAAUUGAUUUAAAAAAAUGUAUUCUCGUAUUAAUAUUCUAUUUUUUGCUUUUCAAGAGUCAAGAAAAUGUGCCUUGUGUUUCUAAAAUAAAAAGCAUUGAAUGCGA
Molecule: messenger RNA, 2535 nt
Organism: Carassius carassius (crucian carp)
Lineage: Eukaryota; Metazoa; Chordata; Actinopteri; Cypriniformes; Cyprinidae
Product: ETS domain-containing protein Elk-3-like
Exons: 5
Coding region: 376-1590 (404 amino acids)
Biological process (GO): cell differentiation; regulation of transcription by RNA polymerase II
Cellular component (GO): nucleus
Molecular function (GO): sequence-specific DNA binding; DNA-binding transcription factor activity, RNA polymerase II-specific
Source: RefSeq, a predicted model, not a curated record